AUGAGCAACACCGAUUUCCUAGGCCGUGCGAUUGACACCGUCAAGAAAGCCAUCGAGAACGACAAUGAAGGCGAGUACGAGAAAGCUUAUCAGCAAUACUACUCCUCACUAGAGCUGUUCAUGCUCGCCCUAAAAUGGGAGAAGAACCCCAGGUCCAAGGAGAUGAUCCGCGCAAAGACGGCCGAGUACAUGGAUCGCGCGGAGAAGCUGAAGAACCAUCUGGCAUCGCAGGAUAGUCGGAAAAAGCCAAGUGCGGUAGGCGCCAACGGCAAGGUGUCGCAAGGCAGUGGGAAAGGCGGGAAGGAAGAGGACGACGGUGAAGACGCCGAUUCGAAAAAGCUACGGUCCGCCCUUGCUGGUGCCAUCUUGUCGGAAAAGCCGAAUGUGCAAUGGGAGGACGUUGCGGGUCUUGAGGGCGCAAAGGAGGCCUUGAAGGAAGCAGUCAUUCUCCCUAUAAAAUUUCCACACUUGUUUACUGGACGGCGACAACCGUGGAAGGGUAUUCUACUCUAUGGACCUCCGGGCACUGGAAAGUCAUAUCUCGCCAAGGCCGUCGCGACAGAAGCAAACAGCACAUUCUUCAGUGUCAGUAGUAGUGACCUGGUUUCGAAAUGGAUGGGUGAGAGUGAAAGACUCGUGAAACAGCUCUUUAACAUGGCUCGAGAGAACAAGCCCGCGAUUAUAUUUAUCGAUGAAGUCGACGCGCUCUGUGGCGCUCGUGGAGAGAAUGAUUCCGAGGCGUCACGCCGUAUCAAAACCGAAUUGCUUGUCCAAAUGGACGGAGUAGGAAAUGACUCCAAAGGCGUCCUCAUUCUAGGCGCAACGAAUAUUCCUUGGCAGCUAGAUGCUGCUAUCCGCCGAAGAUUCCAACGACGAGUCCACAUUAGUCUCCCAGAUGUCAACGCGCGCAUGAAGAUGUUCAUGCUAGCAGUGGGCUCAACACCCUGUCUUAUGACACAGGCCGACUACCGGUCACUCGCAGAACAGAGCGAGGGCUACUCCGGUAGCGAUAUCAGUAUCGCCGUCCAAGAUGCACUUAUGCAACCCAUUCGCAAAAUCCAGACAGCAACACACUACAAAAAGGUAUUACAUGAAGGCCAAGAGAAACUAACCCCGUGUUCCCCCGGCGAUAAUGGCGCGGUGGAAAUGAGGUGGGAGAACGUCGAGGCCGAGCAACUUCUAGAACCUCCUCUCAUACUCAAAGACUUCAUCAAGGCCGUCCGCAACUCGCGGCCAACAGUCAGCCAAGAUGAUCUAAAGAGGAAUACGCAAUGGACCGAAGAGUUCGGCAGUGAGGGUGCUUAA
Aspergillus puulaauensis is the source of this 1305-nucleotide messenger RNA. RefSeq names its product AAA family ATPase VPS4 (gene VPS4). Gene Ontology annotation, biological process: endosomal transport; vacuole organization. Lineage: Eukaryota; Fungi; Ascomycota; Eurotiomycetes; Eurotiales; Aspergillaceae. The record is from RefSeq and is a predicted model, not a curated record. The coding region runs from base 1 to 1305 and encodes 434 amino acids. Gene Ontology annotation, molecular function: ATP binding; ATP hydrolysis activity. The transcript is spliced from 4 exons.